GCAAGCGAAGUCAAAAUGAGUGCACCCUCCUCCCAAAAAGUGGUCCUGAAAAGCACCACCAAGGUGUCCCUGAAUGAGCGGUGAGGCGCCACGCACCCUGUCAGCAGUUACACACCAGAUGCAAGGGCCAGCCUUGGCUUGUGAAGGUUCUAGUGCUCCCUACGGAAGGCUACUGUCGGGGACCGGACCCGACAUGGAGGCUAUUCUAACUGUCCCCUGUGUGUGCACUGCUCACUCAACCAUGUUGGUCCUGUCAAUAUUUCUUGGGGCAGAUGUGAUAUUAACUUAUACUAGUUAAGGAGCACACAGUGCUGGCCCAGGCCUAAUAUCUUUAGUAAGCAGUGCACACCUCUAGACAAGGGGAGAGGGUAAAGGUCAUACUGGGUAAGCCUAGGUUAUCCUAUGCAGGACCAGGCCGCUGUCCUACAAAUGCCCUGGCACUCAUGCCUCCUGUUACCUUAAACAGCACAGUAUGCGUCAAGUAUACGGCACCCCUAUAAAGGGGGGAGGAAGGCUUGAGCUAAACGAGGAAGAUGGGGCCCCACCUUUCUGCCUCUCUCAAACCAGUGGAAGUGAAGCACAUGCUCCUUUCUUCCCCUCUUCUCUCAUUCUUUCUCCUCUCCACUAAGUCUAUCAAAGACCUGGUACUCGGUCCUAGCUUGGACGUGACAAGAGCUCCUAUGUCCCCUUCCCUCCUGAGUCUCUCAGUGGUUUGUACCACACGUCACGGUCCAUGCUGUAAGUGGCUGGGUGGCCAGGCACUCCUCAUGUCCGAGGCCUCUCCUGCUGCAGCACGAUGACCCCCCCAGCUGGGCAGCUGGAGGCCUGUAAGUGGCAAAACGCAUUCUUCUUCUGGUACCUUCUCUCUGCUACUGUUCUCCAGUCUCUUUGCACUCUUCACUAACAUGCUGAAGAACAAGCAGCCUGCUGCUGUUAGCAUUCGAGCCACCAUGCAACAGCAACAUUUGGCCAGUGCCCGCAACCGCCGGCUGGCCCAGCAGAUGGAGAACCGGCCCUCAGUGCAAGCUGCUCUCAAUCACAAGCAGAGCCUGAAGCAGCGCCUGGGGAAGAGCAACAUCCAGGCCAGGCUGGGCCGGCCUGUGGGGGCUCUGAUGCGGGGAGGAGCUCCUGGAAGCAGAGGAGGGAUGAGAGGGAUGAACAGGGGAGGCCUUCGAGGACGAGCAAGAGGAGGAAUAAUGAGAGGUGCCUUGUCCCUGAGAGGGAAGAGAGUGGCUUCUACAGGCGGGCCCAUGCGAGGUCGUGGCUCUGCGGGGCGCCUGGCGAUGCGCAGAGCAGGCCGUAACCGUGGAGGACCUGUAGGCAGAGGAGGAGCUCUGUCCCGAGGAGCUGCACGAGGAGCUGCACGAGGAGGAGUUGCCAGAGGCCGCGGUGGCCUGCGAGGGCGCGGUGGCUUUGCCGGUCGAGGUGGGCGCGGGCGGGGUCGAGGAGUAGACCGGCAGUCUGUGACCCGGGAACAACUGGACAACCAGCUGGACGCCUACAUGUCAAAAACCAAAGGUCACCUGGACGCUGAGCUGGACGCCUACAUGGCGCAGGCAGACCCCGACAGCAUGGAGUAACGGCGCAGACACAUGGAGAGCCACUGCACAACAGCUGAACUCACACGAGUGUAGGCCGGGCUGAGAAAUGAUUGUGUUUGUAAUUUAGAGGAGAGUGGUGACUUUGGAACAGCAAGAGAUCAAGGUUUCACUUGAAUGUGCUUCGACCACUGCUCAAUUCUGCAUCAACCUGCUCCUGCAAACCCCCUGUAAAUCUGGAAUAACUUUGUGAAGGGACCUUUCUAAACAUUAACAAAACCCUGCUGUCAAUAGAAGUGUUUUUUUAUUCUUUUUUCUUUUUUUAAAUAUGACCUGAAAAACACUUAAGACAUUUGGGACAGAUCUCUGUAACGCUCCGUUCUCCAGGCGAUGUCUUUAACCUUCUUUGGAAAUCUAUUUUGAAUGACGCCUGUUUAUUUUGUACUCUUCUUUUAAAUGUGAUUUUAGCGUUAGUGUGCUCAGACCUUUGGGGAUUGAUUCAUUUGCUUAUCUUGGAAAUGUUUGCAAUGCAACAAUUUUCUAAAUUAUUUGUUAAAAGAAUGUAAGCAAAGAGUUCAAAGCCAAGUAUCCAUUUGUUAUUGUUUUGUAUUUAAAAGAUGUACACUUUUUUUGUUCCUCUGUAUCUUCCAGCUGUCGGCAUUCUUCAGUACGCCGCUGACAUCCUUAACCUGUACUUGAGAGCAUUUGUAUGACUUUAUCCAAAGCAAGUAAAAUAGGUUUUAAUUCAAAUGGAAUUGGUUUCCCUAAUUGAGUCCAUCGUAUACAUUUGAAUGGGGUAUAAUUGUUGCCAGCAGAAUAAAAAAAGUACGAAGGGAUAAGACAA
Messenger RNA from Notothenia coriiceps (black rockcod), 2382 nucleotides. RefSeq names its product chromatin target of PRMT1a (gene chtopa). The transcript has 5 exons. The record is from RefSeq and is a predicted model, not a curated record. The coding region runs from base 906 to 1580 and encodes 224 amino acids. Lineage: Eukaryota; Metazoa; Chordata; Actinopteri; Perciformes; Nototheniidae.